UGCAAAGGCUACUUACACGGGAUCGAAGGCAUCCUGUUAUCCGGCUUCACGGAUACGCGCACGAUGUCGUACUGGAACAACAGAUCGUACUUCGGCGGCCAGAGCGACAACAACCAGAACCAGGACGGAAACGGAGGCGACCAGUACGAAGCAACCAGCGGCAAGAAACGCUCGUCUUCGCGCCUGAAGAAGAGCAGCAAGAAAGACGCCGACGCCGAUGAAAACUACCCCAACUACACCGCCAACAACAGCGGUAGCCACGAUGACGUAGCCGGCUACACCAGGAACGGUAACAACAACAACCGCAGCAGCAGCAACGAUUACAGCGGCGGCGGCAAAGCCUACAACGGCGGCGCGGUAGGCGUGCCCUACUACGGCGGCGGCGGGUACAACACCAACACUCCCUACGGCAGCGGCGGCGGCGACGUCUACGUGCCGUACACCAACGCUCCCUCGGCGUUCUGGGCUCCGCAGGACGGCGCGCGGUCGCCCAUGUUCAUCAGCACCAAGGAGGUGCACUUGCACGGCGCGCCGGGGUCGCAGUACGACAACGACAACGAUCAGCGGAGGAGUGGCGGCGGCGGGGGCUUCUUCGGCCCGGCGUUCCAUGCCGUCGGCCAUUUCAUCGACCGCCAGUUCGGCUUCAACAACAGGGACUGACGCACGUAUGGCAUGCCAUGCAUGCGUGCUCGCGUCGACGACAGAUCAUAUCUGCAACAGAUUUCAUAUAUCUACGGCACACACACACCCACCCACACACACAUACACACACACACACGUCGUACGUGCAAUUACUAUACGUUUUAUAUACACCCAUGGACCAAGUAGUACGUAUAUAUACUUCCUCGUACGUGUGCUAAGCUAGCUAUCGCUCACAUAUGAGGAGCAAUUAAUUUGUUCAGGUCAAAGGUGUCCGUUCGUUUCGUUCCAAUUCCGAGUGUGCCACCAGUGUUUUCCGUUCCGUUCUGCGUGAUCAAUGUACGUAGUUGGUGUGUACUGCAUGUAUGCUUGUGUGCAGAAUGCAGA
Molecule: messenger RNA, 1026 nt
Organism: Phragmites australis (common reed)
Lineage: Eukaryota; Viridiplantae; Streptophyta; Magnoliopsida; Poales; Poaceae
Exons: 2
Coding region: 64-660 (198 amino acids)
Source: RefSeq, a predicted model, not a curated record